AUGCAUCUCAAUUUUAUACUUCCGCAUGAAGCACUUUAUCUUCUAACCUGUGUUAGAUAUAUGAAGGAAUUGUGCUGUGAUUUUAAUGUUAUGGAAACACAAGGAGAAAAAUCUUCACAGGAUGAAAAUUCAACAUGGGAAACUUAGUUGGCACCCAGAGUCGUCAUUAAUAUGGAGUUAGUAUUACAUUAUCGAACUAAUCAAGACUGCUCAGAACUGUCACAGAUUGCAGAAAGAUUGCUGGAAGACUUCCCUCAGAGACCAUUACCAAGAUUCACACCGUGGUUUCCAAACAAUUUACAAAGUUUACCAUUGAAGCCUCAAAAAUGUCCACCAAUUGUUUCAAAAGAAGAGGCAAAGUUAAAUGAUAAAUGUUUGGUUGAGAGAGAAUUCAUAGCAGAAGCUCAAAAUUAUGAUUGUAUGGAUAGUCUUCUGGAGUUUUCCACAAAUUUGCAAAGGGAAAGUCCUGUGAUUGAGUUGGCUGCAGUGGAAUUUUUUUCAGGAAUUGGUUUGCAAUGUGGAAUUACAACUCAUGAAUACAGGUCCUGGAGUAUUGCAACACACAGCAGACAAUGGAAAAAGAAUAAUUCUACAAUCAGUCAAAACUUUCAGAUAAUCAAGGAAAAGUACCAGUUGCACACUUUUCAAAGGGUAAAAUGGGUCAUUGGUCAAUCCAAUUGUGGUUCCCAGAAACUCGAGGAAGUCUGGGUAAAACUGAGCAGUGUUAUUAAAUAUGGUCAGCUUCCUGGCUGCAAUGCUAAAAUACAUGUACAUCAUUGUCAAAUAUGGACUUUCUGUGACUUUCUGUGCUGUGAAUAUGUUGGUAAUCUGAUUAAACAAGUAUUAAAUCUUACGGGAAAAAUCAGUUUACUUGUACAUAGACAUGGUAUUAUUUAUAGGUUAUAGUUAAAUGUUAUUUUAAAAGCAAACUGCAUUUGAUAUAUAUGAAUUCCACAAUACUGUCUGUGGGCUUUAAACCUAAACUUGCAUAUAAUGCUGUAAAUUCGUAUGUAAUACUGUAAAUAUGAAUUUGCAUGUAAUGCUGAUUAAAUAAUCAAACUGUCUUAAUUUUGGAGAGAUCAUUAUUUUGGGUGCCAGGUGUGCUCCUCUAUCCUCAGAGAAAACAGUUGCUCAAAUCACAUUCCAGUGAUUGGCCCAAGAGCAGUAGUAAGGGAAAUUUUAUUGUGAUUGGAGUGAUUUUAUCUUCUAAGAUAUUAAACUAUUCAAUUAAUGUAAAAUAUUCUGAAGCACUACAGAAUGACAAAUAAUAAAAUUUUGUCCAGUACUAUAGCAAUAUUGAAUCCUCAAGCAACAUCACCAAAACCAGAUAACAGGUGAUUAGCAAAUUGCAAUUUGGAUUGUGCUCUGUGCACAUUGACCACUAUUUCUUGCACCAUUACAGUUUAAGAUACUUAAUUGGCUUUAAGUGGCCAAGGUUGUUCUGUCAUGCCAAGAGUUAUAUAAUUCUUUUUCUCUGUUUAUUAAGGGGGCCUUUUUCCUGUUUUGCAGAAUUCUGUGAGGCUAGUUGAUUUUAAGUACAAUUAGCUAUUUUAUAAAACUUCAACAUUUUUAGAAGAGAAGUAUGCUUAUUAGUGAUUGUAUUUUAUGUAUGUGUUUUAUUGAGGCUCUGCAUUAAGUUAUAUUGUCAGUAUAAAGCUGUGAUUCUCAGGAAUGGACGGUUAGACUUUGUUAGUAAUGUGAAGUUGGACGUUUGAAUCGGUAUGGUGGUCAUAGUGCCACAGUUGGCUUUAUCCUCGGAGCAGAACUGAGGAAGAAAAGGCAAAAGCUUUUGUCCUCUGAUUGUUUAUCUUCUGAUCUUUGCUGGGAGAGUGUUAGUUUGAGAACAAGAUCAAGCUUGAUUAUAGUCGGUCUCCAUAAUUGAUUUGAUUGUUGAUAUUUGUGUACGCUCACUUUUGAUCAGUUGGGAGUAUUUGGAUGACAAUAGCCUUGCUGAUGCUGUGUUAACAUUCCAGCAUAAGAGAAAAGAUGUGGCACAGUGGAAGUAAGAGAUAUUGCAAACAAUCUGAGUAAGUGUAUAUUGUCUUCACCUCAUCAAUGGAAAAUAUUCCAAUUGUGAUGCUGACAUUACAAUCAGGAGCUACAGCAGUGAAGAUUCUAUUUUAUGUAGUGUUAUCAUUAAGGAAUUACAAAAACGGGAUUGAAGGAAAAGAAUUUUGAUCAGAAAAUAACAGAUUAUUUUAACUCUGUCCUUUGUGGACCAGGCUAUAAUCUAAUGGAAUCUGUGGCUAUUUUUAGCUAAAAAUUGAUUGCCCUAUCAACUUGGCAAGUUUAAUAUGAAUCUGAGAUAGCCAAAGAAACAGUUUGCCCUUAUGCUAGAAGCGAAUUCUGGUGCUAUGUCUUAAUGAAAAAUGUAUUAGGCCAGCAAUGUAUUUCAUUUCUUAGUACAACACUUUCAAUUGAGAAGGAAGGGGCAUAAUUGUUAGAAAUGAAUUGAGACUGUAAAGCUGAAUCUUGCAUUUGUACAGAGCCCUGGUGAGACCACACCUGGAGUAUAGUGUACAGUUUUGGUCUCCAGGGUUAAGGAAGGACAUCCUGGCUGUAGAGGAAGUGCAGCGUAGAUUCACGAGGUUAAUUUCUGGGAUGUCUGGACUGUCUUACGCAGAGAGGUUAGAGAGACUAGGCUUGUACACGCUGGAAUUAAGGAGAUUGAUAGGGGAUCUGAUUGAAACAUGUAAGAUUAUUAAGGGAUUGGACAAGAUAGAGGCAGGAAAUAUGUUCCAGAUGCUGGGAGAGUCCAGUACCAGAGGGCAUGGUUUGAGAAUAAGGGGUAGGUCAUUUAGGUCAGAGUUAAGGAGAAACUUCUUCUCCCAGAGAGUUGUGGGGGUCUGGAAUGCACUGCCUUGGAGGGUAGUGGAGGCUAAUUCUCUGGAUGCUUUCGAGAAGGAGCUAGGUAGGUACCUUAUGGAUAGGGGAAUCAAGGGAUAUGGGGACAAGGCAGGAACCGGGUAUUGAUAGUAGUUGAUCAGCCAUGAUCUCAAAAUGGCGGUGCACCUCGAAGGGCCGAAUGGUCUACUUCUGCACCUAUUGUCUAUUGAAUAAACCCAUCCAACUCUUCUGCCGCUAA
Molecule: messenger RNA, 3085 nt
Organism: Hypanus sabinus (Atlantic stingray)
Lineage: Eukaryota; Metazoa; Chordata; Chondrichthyes; Myliobatiformes; Dasyatidae
Gene: shld3
Biological process (GO): negative regulation of double-strand break repair via homologous recombination; positive regulation of isotype switching; positive regulation of double-strand break repair via nonhomologous end joining
Source: RefSeq, a predicted model, not a curated record